Molecule: messenger RNA, 636 nt
Organism: Saccostrea echinata
Lineage: Eukaryota; Metazoa; Mollusca; Bivalvia; Ostreida; Ostreidae
Product: nacrein-like protein
Exons: 6
Coding region: 1-636 (211 amino acids)
Molecular function (GO): carbonate dehydratase activity; zinc ion binding
Source: RefSeq, a predicted model, not a curated record
AUGGGAUUUAAGACAAGUUACAAAGUGGAAGAAAGAGAUAUAAUUUUGUCCAACUUGGAGCAGUUUGGACUUAGUGGAAAGUCAUUUAAGUUGGAUUCUUUUCACUUCCACGCUGGGAAAUUCCAGAACAGUACGGGAUCUGAACAUUCAUUUGACAAUGAAUUCCAACCCAUGGAGCUUCAUUUGGUGUUCUACAACACAGAGUACCCGGAUGUUAAAUCAGCUGUUGAUCGUGCAGACGGGUUGGUAGUCAUUGGAGUCAUGGUAGAGUUGAAUCCUGGCUUUUUACUGAAACCCGUCCCUGGUUGUGAAGAUGAUUAUAAACAGACCUUAAGUCAUCUCAUGAGUGAAACUUUGGACAACAGUGAGGAAUAUCCUGACUCCUCUGAAACCGGUCCCGUGCAAUCCGCCUACAUACGCUUGAAGAAUUUAUUACCAUCUAAUCGAGGAAGCUACUACACCUACCAAGGAUCUUUGACCACGCCCCCUUGCUCCGAGACUGUCACGUGGGUGCUGAUGAAGUGUCCAAUCAUCGUUUCAGAUUCUGCUAAUAUUUACUUAAGAAUGGACCCGGCCGGGCCAAUAAACUUAGAACUGGCAAUGUUUGGAAUAUAUGGGUCAGAAGCAGCAACAUAA